AUGGUUUAUUUUGAGCUAUUAGUUCUUUAUUUAACCUUUGCAUCGGCUAGCAUUGGUGCCGAUCGAGUAAAACGACAAUUUGAGACCGAAGUUCGGGUGAAAACUUCCAAUAAUGAAUGGACAACGACUUAUCAACAAUCUUUAGAUUCGCUUCUCGAGGGAGGAGUACCUAAAAUUGUUUCCCGAGGGCUCCCAGGUCCCGCGCAAACCCCUGAAUUCCCUUUCCGAGCAUAUGGAUCACCUACUCAAGGAUAUAGUCUUGCUUCUCCUGUACGCUUUGCUCGUCAGGAUGGAGCGCAGGCAUUAUUUGGAUCUACUCAAUCGUCUACUGGCAGCAGUUCAGGGAACAGCUUAGCUGGCUCAUCGUCAAUUGCCCCGUUCCUCAAUUAUUUCUAUCCGGACCCACUCGUCAAAAAUCCGCCCGCGGGAGAGACCAUUGGAGAUCCCCACGAUAACAAAUACUUAUUCGAUUUGACACGUUUUGAUGCUGUGCCUGGUCAAAUCCCUCCACAGAAUCGAGUGCGUAUGCUGAGAAGCCGCGAUCUCCCUUUAAUGGGAGCCAAUCCUCCAAAUUUUCCCAUUCAAUACUUCUACCAAAGAAACGCUCCAUUGAUUUUC
Messenger RNA from Mesorhabditis belari, 618 nucleotides. Lineage: Eukaryota; Metazoa; Nematoda; Chromadorea; Rhabditida; Rhabditidae. The record is from the annotation of a GenBank genome assembly.